Molecule: messenger RNA, 1862 nt
Organism: Cololabis saira (Pacific saury)
Lineage: Eukaryota; Metazoa; Chordata; Actinopteri; Beloniformes; Belonidae
Gene: chrnb1
Product: cholinergic receptor, nicotinic, beta 1 (muscle)
Exons: 11
Coding region: 260-1651 (463 amino acids)
Biological process (GO): monoatomic ion transmembrane transport; regulation of membrane potential; nervous system process
Cellular component (GO): neuron projection; synapse; postsynaptic membrane
Molecular function (GO): transmembrane signaling receptor activity; acetylcholine-gated monoatomic cation-selective channel activity
Source: RefSeq, a predicted model, not a curated record
UCUCCUGACUGACAGACAACAACAGUCUGAACAAACCAAAACUCAGUGGCUGUCGGGCUGUACGGAAGAGCAGACGACGACGGAGAACUGUGAUUCACCUCCUUUGAGGAUCUGUUCUCAGGAAGAGGGAGGACUUUGGAUCAGGGGAUCGCCAUGAAGAGCCUGGAUGUGUUCUUGUUGGCAGGCUGCUUAUGCAGCCUGAGCGCAUUGGGAGUCUUGUCUGUGUCACACAGGCGCUGACGACGUGGAGAAGGCGCUGAUGGUGAAAAUCUUUUCUGGCUACAACCUGAAGGUCCGGCCGGCACGCGUCCCAGAAGAGAGGGUGGUGGUCCGCGUGGGGAUGAUCCUCUCCUCCUUCGUGGGACUGAAUAUGAAAAAUGAAGAAAUGAGCACAGUUGUCGUCAUGAAUCUGGAAUGGACGGAUCAUCGGUUGACAUGGAAGCCGAAGGAGAACAACGGGAUCGAGGUGUUGCGUGUCCCCGCCGCGAAGGUGUGGCUUCCAGACAUUGUCCUCAUUAAUAAUAAUGAUGGGGUGUUUGACGUGGCCCUGCGCGUCCACGUCCAGGUCUACAGUAAUGGCAGGGUAACCUGGAUGCCCCCUGCGCUUUACUGCAGCUCAUGUGGAGUUCAGGUGGAAUAUUUUCCAUUCGACUGGCAAAACUGCAGCAUGCGGUUUCGCUCCUACACCUACGACUUGACAGAGAUUGACCUGCAGUACGCGCUGGACUCAAGAGGCAAUGAGAUCCGGGAGAUCCAGCUAGACGAUGGCUUUAGUGAAAGUGGGGAGUGGUACGUCAGACACAGGCCGUGCAAGAAGAACAUGAACGAUGACCUCUACGAGGAAAUGACCUUCUACCUGAUCAUUGAGCGGAAGCCUCUGUACUAUAUCAUCAACAUCAUCAUCCCCUGCAUCCUCAUCACUAUCAUCGCCAUCUUUAAUUUCUACCUGCCUCCCGACGCAGGUGAGAAGAUGGGACUGUCCAUCAAUGUGCUGCUCACACUCACUGUGUUUCUGCUGCUGCUGGCGGAUAAAAUCCCAGAGACCUCGCUGGGCGUCCCAAUCAUCGUGAACUACAUCAUGUUCACUAUGAUCCUGGUGACCUUCUCUGUCAUCUUGAGCGUAGUCGUCCUCAACCUUCACCAUCGCUCCUCAAACACCCACAAGAUGCCCAUGUGGAUCCGAAAGAUCUUCAUCCACAUCCUGCCUCCUUACCUGUGUAUGCUGCGGCCCAAAGUGGAGAUCCCGCUGUCCCUCAAGUUCAAUCCCCGUCGCGAGAAAGCCAUAAUCAGCAUCAGCAAAGUCUGCGACGAAUACUUCAUCCGAAAGCCUGACUCCUCCAUCUUGUUCCCCAAUCCUAACAGGUACCAGCCAGAGGGCAUGAUCACAGAUCUGAAAAAAUUCAUUGACGGUCCAAGUAGUUAUCUGACGCUACCCGACGAGCUCAAGUCAGCCAUGGAGGCCAUCUCAUACAUCGCAGAGAAUCUGCAGGGCGAGAAGGACUACGAAGCUCUGAAGGAGGACUGGCAGUACGUGGCCAUGGUGGUGGACCGAAUGUUCCUCUGGAUCUUUGUCAUCUUCACAACUGUGGGCACCUUGGCCAUCUUUGCUGACGCUAGUUUAAACUUCACCCCCACUGAGCCCUUCAAAUAGAGCUACCUUCUUAAACUAAAAUGGGGAAGUUGUGAAACUAAGACUAAAUGACUGUCCUGCCAACACUACUCUGUCGAAUUUUAGUUACUAAUGUAACAAUUCAGCUGUAUUUUGUAAAUGUUAUAUUGUAUGUACUCCAUUUAACUCAUUUAUAUGAACUUGGUCGCUGCCUCGCUGCUGCAACACCAGUAAUAAAUAAAAACCUCAUUCA